UCUGAUAUCGUCGACGGCUGCUCCUCUGCCAGGAGAACAGCCAACGACGUCUCAGGGAUUCUAUUACGGCUUGCUGCUGUUCGACUUCGUGUACAUCUCGGUGUUCUCACUCUUUAUCGGCGUCGCUGCAAGCGUUGCAACCAAGAGUUUUUUCCAAAGGUAUCGCGUUUCGCAGUUUCCGCCGUACGAGCUGGGCUUGAUGCUUCUUGGUUGCUACUUGGCGUACGCGGUCGCACAGAUAUUGGACCUCUCGGGUAUUGUCGCGCUGUUCAUUGCCGGCGUCGUUUUCGGCGCACACGGAACCCUAUCGAAAGAGACGCAUAGAGCGGCGGAAAUUGGUUUGGGAGUGUUGUCGCUCGUAAGCGAGUGUCUCGUCUUUUUCUACCUAGGUGUCGUCGCCGUGAUGUACACGCCCGAAUUGCCGAGUUUGCGGCUGCUCAUGGGCUCGUUCCUUCUUAUUUUCCUAGCGCGCGCAGUGCACGUGGUCGCGCUUAGCUUCCUCCUGAACAGUUGUACGCGCACGCGGAGUCUGUGGCGCACGUUUGCAGACCGCGUCUACCAAACUGUGCGACUCCGGUUGCCAGGACACACAGAUUUUGGCCAGAAGUGCCGGCUGACUGGCAUGGUCGACGAAAAUGCCACUGCUACCUCUGCCCAAGGUGGACAAAUUGAUCAUGAUUAAGACUGGUAGUUGUUGGCUUCCGAAAUUCAGAGACGCUUCUGCUUUUGAAAGUGACUGGAUUUUCCUCUAAAACGUAAUGCAGUCUCUUCUUGUUCUUUUAUUCGCGUCUUUUUCUCGUUCGGUUGUGGUUGUUUCCAUUUCCUAGCACUAGGUCUAAAGCCUCCUGAGCGGACGAGGGAACCGCGAUCUAAACAACGACAGUGCAGCUGGAGACGCGCCAGGAUGGCUGUGCCCCUUCACUCUCGCAGCCUCGAUGGCAAGGCAAGUGGGUCGCGUGCUUCAGGGAACGCGAGCAAGUGCUGCAGAGAGGGAAAUGCUGAAUUAUGCAGACUUAGACGAACACUUGAGCGAGACAGCGGCUUUGGCGCAGUCGCAACAUUUGUCGCGGGGCACUGUGUUAUGACCACUAUCGAUAAUUCUCAGUCAUCUUCUAGAAGGAGAGCAUUUAAUCUCACAGUUUUCUAUGUAGGAGCGCUUUGAGAUGAUCAUGUUGCUUGUAGGGAGAAAAUGAAGUGUCGAGCGCUCCUCUAAUUAGGUGGUCUCCGGGUGAGGAGUCCGACAGGCCGCGCGUGCCAGCUGCACUUCUGGCGCAAAACAGCAGUCAGCACUUCGUUCAUCCGUAUGCGCGGAAUAGCUCAAGAUCGACUAGUGCGCCAGCUUCCUCUGCUGCGUCGCGGACGUCACCGUCUGGCUCUACAACUACUGGCACAAGAAGUAGCGCAGAAAGGAGUACUAGCGGGCGUCGCAAUUCCGGAACGGGCUUGGCUGGUGCAGGCCGCUUUCUCAGUUCGCAACUUCCGAGCGUUUUCCAGUCGGUUGCGUCUGCGGGCGAAGCGAUCACUGGACAUGCGUCUUCAUCAUCAUCAAUCGAUUAUUAUUUCGACCCUGACCUCUACGAUCAGGGAGAUCAAGAACAGCUUCUGAAUAAAGAGCUGCCCUGGAAGAGCCAGAUGUUGAUAAUUUUGGCAGGAUUGCGCGGCGCAAUAUCAUUCGCACUCUCGUUGCGGGUCCCAGAUGCCGCCGCACGAGCACAGCUAGUUCCUUGCACCAUAUUUCUCGUGGUCAUCACAACGAUCGGUGUCGGCAGUGUAAUGGAACACUUUGUAGGUGUUCUGGGGUUUCUAGUGGAUGAAGACGACGAGACAACGCGACAACAAAGUAGCUAUCGGCAGAUGCAAGACAACUCAUCGUCUGGCAGUGGUGGCACACGGCGUCCUUCGCUGGGAAAUAGCGUUCAGCCAGGUGGUGCUGCUUCGAGCUCUAGAGGCUUUGAUGGUGUGCCUGGCGGAAGCAGGAGGGUGGCUUCGCAGCAAGGAGUGCAUAACGUUUCCCCAAUCGCCUACGCGGCACAAUAUGCAAGGCCUAGUGGCGCGGGCCGCAAAGACGUGCAGCUUGCGGAGGUGCUGUCUCAGGACAGGAUACACUACGAAAUUCCGGCACAGGAAGAUGCUCAUGCGACCACAGCAGGGUUAGAUUAUGCUCCUGAUAGCGAACACAGGAUAAGUACAGGUCCGGACUUGCAAGGAGGCGUGCUCAUCGAAUAAUGCAGCACAGCGACAUGUGC
Messenger RNA from Amoebophrya sp. A25, 2246 nucleotides. The record is from the annotation of a GenBank genome assembly. NCBI's taxonomy places the organism in Eukaryota, Dinophyceae, Syndiniales, Amoebophryaceae.